Candida dubliniensis CD36 is the source of this 1836-nucleotide messenger RNA. RefSeq lists its product as uncharacterized. Gene Ontology annotation, cellular component: ubiquitin ligase complex; cytoplasm. Lineage: Eukaryota; Fungi; Ascomycota; Pichiomycetes; Serinales; Debaryomycetaceae. The transcript has a single exon. Gene Ontology annotation, molecular function: protein binding. Bases 1 to 1836 code for a protein of 611 amino acids. The record is from RefSeq and is a predicted model, not a curated record.
AUGUCUACAGACCCUGCAAGACCAGAUCUAGAUGUUUCUAUUGACCUGAUUUUCUCCAUAAGUCACCAAUUGGAUAGAGGUACACCUGCUUCUAGUACUUCAUCCUCCAACAACCAAGACCCCAAAGUGGCAAAGGCAUUUAGUGAAAUUUGUUUGGCAUGCAGAACUGGAGAUAUCGAAGUAGUGGACUCGUUAUUAUCUACUCCAAACUUAGAUAUAAACCAAGUUGAUGAGUAUGAUUAUUCGCCUUUAAUAUUGAGUUCAUUGUGUGGACACUAUGAAAUAGUUGAAUUGUUAUUGCAACGUGGGGCUGUGUGUGACCGUGAUACCUUUCAAGGUGCACGUUGUAUAUAUGGUGCUUUGACGGACGAAAUUAGAGACUUGUUAGUAAGUUUUGAUAUUUCAAAAGCAGUGGAUGUGACACAACCAUUUGCUGGUCAUAUAGCGUCAUUGUUGAAUCCAUUACUAGGUACUGUUACAGCAGACGUGGUAUUUCAGUUUAAGCAACCUGGAAUCCCUGAAGAUUUACGAGUAUUCAAACUGCAUAGAUUUUUAUUGGCAUCCCGAAGCCCUUAUUUUGAGAAAAAGUUCAAUGAUGAAUGGAAAAAUUUGACAGUUGUGACCAUGCCGAUUAGUGUCGAUCCUGCAAUAUUUAGAAGGAUAAUAAAUUAUAUUUAUCUUCGAACUCAUGCUGUUUUGAAUGACAGUUAUGCUAUCCAAGAUCAGUUACUCAAGUUGGCACGAAUGUAUGAGCUUAACGAUUUGGUAGAGGGCAUUGAAGAUAUAAAAGGAAUCGAAGAUGAGAAAGCAAGGGCAAAAAUAGGGCAUGAUUUAUCAUUUAAGUUUGUUGAAAAGGCAAGAAAAGAUUUGGAUGAUUUCUUAUCACAAAAAAUUCUUGGUGAGAAAUUAAGUACAGAAAUGGACUUGAAAGAUGAUGUUGACUUGGAAGAUAUAGAUUGCAGAGAGUUUUUGAGUGAUACUCAGAAAGAGGCAUUACUUGAGGCAGAUUCUAUCCCAGAUGUAAUUUUAGCUUGUGUUGAUUCUGGGUCGGAAUCUGUCAUUUAUUUUCCAGUGAAUAAAUCGAUAAUUGCUCGAUCUGAAUAUUUUGAUACUAUGUUUAAAUCAGAAAUGUUUACAGUUGCAGAAGAAGAUUUACCAGUAUAUAGGGAGACUGGAAUCCAAGUUGUCAAUCGUCCGCAGUUAGAUACAGAUCAUUUAGCAAUAAUCCAAGUUUCUACAAGCACUGCCAAUCAGAAGAUUGCUGAAAUGGUGCUAUCAUUUUUGUAUCAUGACAAUGUCAACACCAUUCCAUUGGAUUUGUCCCUAGAAUUAUUAUUUGCUGCUGACGAAUUGUUUUUGGAAAGGUUGAAAACCAUGAGUGCUGUGAACAUCACAUCUCAGUUUCAAAAGUUCAACUUCCGAGAAUUUCAAUCGUUGCACGAAAAAGUAGAGUGUAAUGCGUAUGAUUUAAUCCGGGCAUCCUGGCAAACAAGAUGUGAUAAGCUAGAACAACACGUAACCAAAAUGAUUGCAUAUAAUCUAUCAGAAAUUUUCAAUCUGGAAAUAGAACGCCAAAAGUUGUCUGACUUGAUCAAAGAGUCUGCUGAAAGAAUCAAGGAAAGACAAGAUACAGAUACCAUUGAAUUGGUAGAUGAUAUUAGAUAUUAUUUGACUAAGAAGUAUGCCAUCAAUGAGGAAAUGGGAUCGUUUGACCCGACUUUUUCAUCGGACAAGAAUACCGAUGAUAUCAAUCUAUACAAAAAUGCAUUGAUUCAAUAUGAAAAGGACGUUGAAAUUAUAGACUAUUUAUUGGGCCAAUUGCAUUUAGAUGCAUGA